Messenger RNA from Electrophorus electricus (electric eel), 2363 nucleotides. NCBI's taxonomy places the organism in Eukaryota, Metazoa, Chordata, Actinopteri, Gymnotiformes, Gymnotidae. The record is from RefSeq and is a predicted model, not a curated record.
CAUUUUUCAUCAUCGAGUAGACAACCCUACGACUAAAAUAGGAAGAACGUAUCAACGUAUUGUACGGGCCUACCGAUCAUGCGUUAUAAAUGAUAGGGGAUGAAGGAUUACGAAGCGCUGGCAUGUUCUUUGUUUUUUUACGCAUAGCCUACCAUGGCGAUUUAUUUGUCAUCACGCUCUGCGCGGUGGCGAUGCGAUCCUAGUGGGCUGAUGACCCACGGCACAGAAGAUCUACGGCGUUGACGUUUUACUCCGCUUUUUCUUGUUAUUAUUAUAAUUUCAGAGCACGGACGCCAGAUGAAUCUGACUCGGUGAAAGAUGUAUCAACAUGCUGAUAGACAAGGAAAGACAUCUCCAUUUGUCCGCAUUGCUGUCUACGGCCAGUUUCUUAUGAUAUUCACCAUCCCCCCUCUUCAACUGGUCACCGCCUUCCCGGACCCUACAAUAGUAGAGCAGUUUUGCAGAGAUCCUGGUGUUCCAGGGCAUGGAAGCAGAACACCAGGUUCUGGGGUCUUCUUUGAGGAUGCAGUUGCCAGAUUCUCUUGUGCUGAGGGAUACAGACUAAAAGGAGCAGCAAAGAUCACCUGUACACGUUUCCAUAAUGGAUCAGUGGGAUGGAGACCAAGCCUUAAACCAGUGUGCCUUCCAGACGAUUGUCUUCCUCCCUACAUUGAGGAUGCUGAUGUUGCGAAUAAGACCUACAGACCUGGGGAUAACCUUGUUCUAAGCUGUCAUGAGGGAUUUCAGAUCCGAUAUCCUGACAUGGAUAACAUGGAGUCAGUGUGCCAAGAGGAUGGAACAUGGGACAAUCAACCCAUGUGUCAAGGCUGCCUGCGGCCCCUGCUUCCUCUGCAUAGUUACAUGAACAUCUCUGAGAUGGAGUUCUCUGUGCCAGUUGGAACAGUGGUGCACUACCAGUGUUUCCCUGGUUACAAGCUGGAGGGCUCAGAAUUACUGGAAUGCAUGUAUAACCUCAUCUGGUCAGACGUGCCACCCCGGUGCCUUGAUGUCGAAGCAUGUCCCUUACCUCCAAUGGUAGAGCAUGGCGAUUACAUGUGCCAUCCAGAGCCGUGUAACCGCUAUAUCCAUGGAACCGUGGUAGAGUUCUACUGUGAUCCUGGCUAUUCGCUAGCCAAUGAUUACAAAUAUAUCACCUGUCUUUAUGGACAGUGGUUUCCUCAGAUGCAAAUAUACUGCAUUCACGAUGACACCAGCUGGCCAGGCUUUCAGGAGUCCUUAGUGACAACAUGGAAAGUGGUGGCAUUCACUGCUUCCAGUGUGCUGCUAGCCCUGCUCCUAGUGAUCAUGGCAAAGGUGUUCCAUUUCAAAUGCAAACUCCGCCACAGUUCAAGUGAAGAGCAAGAGGAAUCCAGGGGCCCCAACGUCAUAGUAGUGGAUGGCGUUGCUGUACCCCUCCCGUCCUAUGAGGAGGCAGUCAGUGGUCCAAAUUACCAGCCACCACAUAUGCCGUCCCCUGCUGGUCCAGGUAGCGGCCAGCACUCGGACGAGCAAGACCCCCCUUCGUAUCCGGGGCAUGCAGAAAGUCCAAGCGAUGCUCUGUUGGACAGCGGGGAGGGUGAUUCAUGUGACAACAUCUCAGAGACAUCAGAGUAUCUACAAGCAACACAUCCAUCGUCAUCACAUGCUGUGGGGCUGAACAACGUGUCUGAGAAGACCAAUGUGGUCACCUCCAUGGAGGAGACUGCCUCCACAAGUCCCAGCGUAGAUAUAGCAGAUGAAAUUCCUCUUGUGGAGGACGGUGAAGAGGACUGCUGACACUGUAGAUAUCUACCAUGACAUUUGGAUUUUCUUACUGCUGUAUUUAAGCAUUUUAGCACUCCACACUGUCAUCACUUGAUUAACAUAGGCCUGUUUAUUUCUCUUACUGAAUGGCUGAUCUUAAAAACGCACAUUACAUUAGCAGGACAAGUACAGGCAAUAAGAGUCAUAUUUGUAAUUUCUCAUGCUUGGACCAUGGGAAAAGCUAUGCAUUAAUUGUUGAACAAAUUGUUUCAGUGUAAAUCAUAUAUUAUUUCUCAAAAAUACAGCAGUUACCAAAGGGGAAAUGAAAAAUGGCCUCUAGACAUUAAACUGAAUUAUGUGUUUUACUGGUUAACUUUAUUAAGCUACGCUAGGCUUCAAAUCUAUACAACAGUAGAUACAUUGAAAUACAAUGCUAUUAAAUCACAAUGAAAAUAUCUGAACUUGUUCUAAUACAGAAAACCGAGAAUGCAAAGUUUUUAUUAAAUGACACUUAUAAAUAUGUCAUUAUAAUUAAGUGUUAUCUGAUUAUCAAAUUUCACAAGUGUGUUUGCUGCUAACAAUUCCAGGAAUUAUCAUAAUUAAAUACAGGCUUUUGUAAA